GCAGAAGAUUGUUACUUGAAAAAUAGUUCGUUUCAAAUUGUAAUUAAAAUGUCGAAAUAUUCGGAACGAGUACAGGAGAUAUUGAAAUAUGCAACUAGUAAAAAAAUUACGGAUAAAAGGAAGUGUGUUGUGGAAUUGUUGGAAUUGUAUGAAAACCAGGAAGCCAUAGAUGAGAUAUGCAAAAACAUGGAAGAAAAUGUGCAGGGUGUUGUAAACUGGUCAUACAUUAUGCAUUCAGUUCAUAAAUUAUUGUUGAAUGAAACUGAUAGACUGGCAUAUAAGGAUAUGAAAAAUAAAGCAACAAUUAUUGAAAGACAAAAGAUGUGUACAUUGGUAAGAAAAACAAUUCAGUGUGCAAACUGUUAUAAAGUGCCAUUAUUGAAAUGUAAGGAUGUUAUGCCAUUAAUCUUGCAAAUUUUGGGAACAAGAGUGUAUGAAUACUAUCAUGAAACUUACAUGGGUAUAUUGGUAUCUUAUAUACUUCCGUUUAGAGUGUAUCAGGUAAAGAUGUUACCAGAACAGUGGGCAGAAUUGUUGAAGAUAUGUAUAAAUUUAUAUAAAAACGUGUCUUCCUUUAUAAACAAAAGAACCAUCUUAGAAGCUUUGCAGAUGAUUUCAUACUAUGGUUGCCAGCACUCGGAUCUACUUCCACAAGUAAAAGAAACAUUGUUAUUUUUAGAAAAUGUCUUUAUUGAUGUGAAAGUAAAUGAGGAAAUAUUGGCAGAAUCUGCUUACAAACUUGCAAACACAAUUUGUCGAGUGAUAGCAACAGAAUGUAGAACUAAAUUAUGUCGGUUUAGCGAAACUGUUUUGCCAAAUAUAAUUAGUCUGAAGAGUUCGAUGGAGAAAUAUAAAUUGUUCUUGCUUUUCAUUAAGAUUCAUCAUCCGAAAGGAUUGUAUAAUGUUUGUGACGGAGCUUAUGCUGAUGAUUGGGAGAAGUGGUACACGAUACUUACGAGCAUGUAUUUGAUGGUUUUGAAAGAUCUUAAAGCGGAGGUACUUUCAAAGAGUUUCCUUCAACUUGCGAGCGAAGUUUUCAAACAAAUGCUACAAAAUUCGAACAUAAUUGUUAGCAAAAGAUCGUUGGACGAUUGCGAUUAUAUCCAACCUGCGAAACGAAGAAAAUUCGCCAUGAAAAUAGACAGAUUAGUGGACAUGAUUGUGGACAAUAAUUCAGUAGAAGCUUGGCCAAUAAUACAGAUAUUAACAGUAUUGCUUAAACAAUAUCCAGAAUGUUUAAAAUCGGAAGACCUUACUGCAUUUUUGAAAACUUUGGUAGAUCUCUUAACGCUGUCUUGUAAAGACGAAAUUAUUAUGGACAAUAUAUACGAAUUGACUGCAGUAUUAUUAGUGAAUGAAAAAAUGUUUUCCACUGCAGAUGUAGAAAGCUGUAACAUUUAUUGGGACAAAAUUUGGGAUAUAUUACUAAGGUCCUUAAACGUAAACCAGAAUGAGAAAUCAACCCACAAAUUGACUCAGCUCUUCAUAAUAAACAGCAAAAUAACAAAUCCAAACUUGCUACUGAAGCUCUAUCUCACAAACGUGAUCAAAUGGUCGGUAAUGAGUAUUCGAACUCUGGUAAUUCUAUGCGAAUAUCUUCCAUUACCAACCAACAUCACAAUGGUGAACAUAAACAGCUGUUCACCAAGCAUAAACUCAAAUUCUGUUAGAUUAUGUUUAUUAAAAUGGGCGUUGGACGUCCCUUGGCAGAAAGUGGCUACUAAAAUUCUGAUCGAAGAGUUUUCUUUAUUAUUAAUCAGCAUUUCCUCCAAAUCAAGAUCUCAAAACCAUAUAAAGUUCAACAUGGAAGAUAUUAAUAAUUUUUGCAAUUGUUUAAAAAACCUACAAAUGGAAUCUUACGAAGAAAUCGAAAAUUGCUACUUACUAUUAUCUUACAAUACUAAUAUAUCAAUGGAAGAAGAUUCAAAAGAAGAAAAUAAAAACGGAAAUGAAAGUAUAUUAUAUAUGCAAGACAUAAUUAAUUAUCUAACAUCCAGUUUGUGUGACAUAAUGAACCAAUCAAAUACUAGUGAUUUACAUAUUAUGAUAGUGAAAAUCACUAUAGUAGCUAAAGUAGUCUCCACAAUGAAGAAAUUGAACAUAAUCCCAAAAACCAUGGAAUUAUUACUCUUGGAAACUCUACAAAAUUAUUUAAAAAUCGUUUAUAGUCUUUUAGCGAGUAUAGAUUCAUCCAGGAUCAAUUAUAUCUAUCUCCAGAGUGUGAUAAGAGUCUUAACUGUGCUAUACGAAAGCUCUUAUAGUGAAAACGUGAUGGAAAUAAUAGUUUCUUCCACUACCUUGGAAAUGUUGAAAACGAUAUUUGGUUUUAUGAAUAUAGAAGAUGAUAUUUCUACUCGUGGAUCGGUUAUAGAUCAUGGAUCCUUUCAAAACAGACGGAGGUACUCGGACAGAGAGUUCGAGGAGUGCAAUUUUUGCCAUAAUGGGGCGAUUAAGAUUCUGGCAGCCAAAGCUCUGGCCUUUUUCUGUUGUAUGAAAAUUGAAAAAUUAGAGAUCCAAACAAAAUUGAUGGAAAAUUUAUUGAAAAUAGAAAUGUACGAUCUUUCUAAAACGGUGGAUUUCAAGAUGGCCGUCGUAGUUUUAGAGUCUCUGAACAAAUAUGGCGGAGAAUUGUGGAGAAACCAUGGGAAAACUCUUUUAAAAAAUUUUCUAACUUUGUGUGAUGAACGUUAUUUAGACGAAACUAAGAUUAUUUAUUUAUUUAAUAUUCUACCAUACUUUGUUAGGUAUUCUAUAGAUCAUAACUAUGAUUCAGACCAAACAAUGGCCGUUAUUUCUAAAUUAAACUUUGGAUUAAAAAAAAAAUUUUGUUUUAAAAUUCAUGUUGAAUUUACUAAAUGUCUUUCAAAAAUAAUUCGCUUAAAUUUCUUAUUAUUAAACAAUCCAUCGCCAAUAAUCGAUGCUAUACUAUCGUCUCUAGCUAAUCCCUUAGUGAUCGUAAGGUUGGAAACACUGAAAUGCGUGCAGGAAUUUUUCUCUUCUCCCAGAAUCCCAAUAAUUUUAAAAGAAUCUCUGUUUUUAGAAAUAGAAAAAUUAAUAAAUAAAUCUAUUAUAGUAGACGAAAGGGAGUCUGCUAUAGCAAGUUCACUAUUAGUAUUGUCCGCCAUUUUAUCUGCCACAGGGACAUUCCAAAGUCGGGCUUUAUUAAGUAUGUUACGCUUCACUAUAGAUCAAAACGUAGAAAUUGAAUUAAUUCCCAAAUCUUUAAACACUAUAGUUGAUAAAAUAAGUUAUGAAAUCCUAAUCGAAGAGAAUUUGAGCUUUCUAAUAACGUACUGGUUUGACUCCAGCUAUUCUUCGCGGCCAUUUCCCUGGAAAAUAACGCCUUCCAACUCUGAAAUCGAAUUUUAUAAAAUUCAUGCUCGAAAAUUCGCUUUUAUAAAAUUCCAAAAGUUCGAAAUUUCAAGUAUAAGUUCCUUCUGCAAUUAUGUGAGUUUGCCAUUGGAACAGAUGAUAGAAAAUAUCUUUCCAGAGAUCCUAAUCUGGCUAUUGCACAACAUCCAAGAAAAUGGUGCCCAGAAGAAGUUAGCAAACAAAAUGUUUCGAAAGUUAAUUUCGAAUGAAGAUGAAUUUUUGCGAAUGAAAAAGUUUUCUAACUUGUUUAACGAGAAAUUCGAAGACAUUUUAAUAUAUUUGGUGCACCGUCUACACGACGAGGACAAUUUUGAAGCAAUUUUUAAUCUAAAAACUUCAUUUGUAAUGUCGGAUCCCCCUCAUUUAAAAAAAUCAGAGGUUCAUGAUUGUUUGGAAUAUAUGAAACGAAACUUCUUUGAGCAAGAAACUUCUGUACAGUUUGUUCUGGUAAAAAGUUGUCCUAACAUACUCCAAAACAUAUUAAUUAACUUGAUUAAGGACGUUCACAAGAAGAAAUUUGCAGAACAUAGGAUGAAAUCCUUUUAUCAAUACGUUUUCUUCUGUGAUUUGAUGAUGGAAGAUUUAAAAGAAGAAUAUUUUAACGAUUUGUCCACGUUUUUGAUCAAGGAAAUUGGAUACAGUCUGCUUCAUAUAAUAAAAUUGCAAGAUUGUCUUCUAGAGAUUGCCUGUGGAUAUUUUUAUAAGUUUACUGAGCAAGUUUCGAAGUUCAGGAGUGAAGACAUGAAGAGAAUAGUUAGCUUUGCUGUUGUUACUCUUAUUCCAAUUAUAAAUGGAGGAAAAGUACCCAUAACUUUGAAAAUUUUGGGUCUUUUAUCAAUCCAUUGCGGAGAAACCAAGAUUUGCAACUUAAAAGAUAAGGUGCUUGGUUUCUUAAAUUCUUCAAAGAACGAAAAUAUAAAUCACAAAGUGGAAGAGCUAAGAACUUUGUAUGAAAAACUCGAAACUUCGCAGGAACCGAAGAUUCGCAGCCUGGAAGUAGAGGUGCAUCAUUUUUUGAACAUUUCUGAGAAUGAAAAUAUAAAUUGCAGCGCAGAAGACAUUUCCAACUUGCGUUUGCAAUUGUCUAAAAGGAAAGGAGAGCUCAGAAUUUUGUACGAAAAAUUGGAAUCGCUUCGGGGAUUUUCUGAAGAUUGUGUUUCCAGUGCUUUGCAUUGUUUGAUAUGCAAAUUAAUCAGAUUAACAGCAUCUUCAGAUCCAAAUAUUUCUAUGGAAGCUUCUAAAUGCUUGGGAGAAUUAGGCCCCAACAAUUUGAGUUCCAUGAUACUUUAUUUAGAAAAAAGUUAUGCUAAAGAAACUUCAGAUUUGUUAGGAAUAUUAUCUUACAAAGUUGUAACAAAACUUGUUCAGUUUUUGCAUCAAAGUGAUGUGGAUCUUAAAAAAGUCAGUGUGGAUGCUUUUCAUGUUAUUUUAACGACAUUUUGGGGACACAGAUUAUCCGACACAAAGUACACGAAUUGCUUAAAAUCCGAUUUAGGCGAACCCAAAGUAACAUUGCCGUCUUACUACAUUAAACCUUUCACAAUCGCGACAAAUUUAAAACCUAAGAAGAUUAAUAUAAAUGUGAAAGUUAAUGACAUUUUAAAUCCAUGUAAUAGUGUUUGGACUAUUUUGUCUGAUGGUCUGUACUCUGAUUGGAUCAUAAAGAUAAGUUGCAAAAUUUUAGAAUGUUUUAUAGGAUUUUAUUCAGAAAGUUUAAUUUCAGUUUGUAAAUUAAGCACUGAUAUCUGUGAAAUAAUUUUGCCAAGAAUUAUUUUUUUAUUGAUUAAUAUAGACUCUAAGUAUACUUCCGAAAUAUGUCUGUGUGUAAAUAGAUUCUUCGACUAUCAUUUUAAUUUUACUACGGGACCUACAAUGCGAAAAAUUAAGAAUUGUGAUCACCAAAUUGUUAGAACUAUGUUAAAUGUCGUUAAUUAUGUUAGGAUACAGGUUCCUGAUAAUGUUAACUUAAAAUUUAACUAUAUGUACAUUGCAAAAGCGGCACAAUAUUGUUCUGCGUUUUUUACUGCGAUCCUUUAUGCAGAAAUGGCUUGCGAAAAUAUUUUGAGCGACUCUAACGAGUUUAGUAAUGUUUCAAAAGUAGAUUGCGUUUACGAAUUGGAACCGGAACGAGGAAGAGUGAUUCAAAACAUACUGAGGGAUGCCUAUACGAAAAUAGGAGACUUCGACGCGAUUCAUGGAACCGGGACGUCCCAUUUGCAAGAUCAUGCGACUAGAAUACAGCAUUACGUCCAGAGCCACGAGUGGAAUAGAGUGAUACUGGCACAGGACGUAGAGCUGUCUUUUGGGAACAUGAGUGUGAUUAAAGAAAUGGCGAAUGGAUUGUAUAAAUCAGGUUUACAAUACUUGCUCGGCAAUUUCGUCUCAUUUUUAUCGAAGGAGACCGAAGAAAUGGACGAAAAUAUUCAGUAUGAGUGUGCCUGGCGGCUCAGCAAUUGGAAUUUAUGCGAAACAAAUCAAUCACUAUUCUUAAAAAGCGAAUCCAAGUCAAUCAUAACAGAAUUCGAUUAUCAGUUUUACCAUUAUCAAGCAUUAAAAUAUUUCCACGAAGUAAAUGAGAUUGGAAUAAAAAUUGCACUCGAAAAUGCUCGUAUAAGUGUCAUAAAAGCUCUAAAAAACAUUAGUUUAGAAAGCAGCAAAACUAUUUACGAAAAAUUAAUGCAGCUGCAAUUAAUUCGAGAAAUCGAAGAAUUAAGUUUUUGUAAACCAGAAGACUAUGAAAAGCUGUUAAAAAAAUGGCAGGAGCAAGAUUCGACUAAUUUGAAAGAAUUUCAGUAUUUGGAACCCAUUUUGACUCAAAGAAUAAUUAUGUAUCGUAUAACCAAUAACGAAAAAUUGAAAAAUGCAAUGUUUGAUGCUUAUUUGGAAAUUUCUAAAAUGGCCGUCGAUAAGGAGAAUUUGGACAUUGCUACUCGUUCUUUAGCUGUGUUAGCGAAACAAAAAGAUUUACCAUCUGAAAUUGAAGACCAAUUACUAUAUCAGGAAUCACUAUUGGCUAGAGUGAGAGAAGAUUUGGAAAUUGGCCGUUUUCUUCUGAAAAAUUUGAUGAACAAAGAGAAUUUAAACAAAAAUUUAAGAGCCCAAGUUUUAAGAGUUUAUGGAGACUGGAUGGCUGAAAUGAAAUCGGAGAAUCCUGAGGCUGUAAUAAAGAAAUAUUAUUUGAAGUCUAUAGACACUAGCACUUCCAUAGAAGAAGAAACUAGUGAUAGUGUUAAGAAUUUACAUGGUACACAAGUGGCAUUAGCUCGGUUUGCGGACGCUCAGUUUGAACAAAUAUGUUCUUACAUGAAAUCUCCGCAAUUCGAAACUUUGAAAGAGUGUAUUCUGUACUCGAGCGAAGGAAUCAGCGUAGAUUCAGUCAGUAAAGACAAGGAUGUGAGGAAGGCAUUGAUUUUGAACCAGAGACAGAAUAUAAACGAUGCUGCUGAGCUGGAAAGAAUAGAAAAGGAAAAGGAUAAUUAUCUAAUCUUGGCACUCAAAUAUUAUUUGAUAGUACUUCAACAGAGCGAGAACUAUAAUCUAUUAAUAUUCAGGAUAGUAACUCUAUGGUUGGACAAUGUUAAUAAAAAGGAAGUGAAUAAUUUGUUGCAACUAAACUUCAACAAAAUUUCGUCGUUCAAAUUCAUUCCUUUAGCUCCACAAUUGGCUGCUCACAUGAAUGAUAUUUUCGACGAUUUUUCUCAAAAAAUUUACGAGAUUAUGAAACGUUGUGCCUUGGAACACCCACAUCAUACUUUACCAGUUUUAUUAGCCUUGAAAAAUCUUUAUGGUGACUACGAAUACAAUGUUGUUAAGAAAAAUAGGACUUUGGAACCAAGAGUGUUGGGAGCUAGAAAAUUAUUGCAGGAAUUAAUGAAGUCUGAUAUAAAUUCUAUUGUCUGUAAAAUGGAUAAAUUAUCACAUUCUUUAGUCAUGUUGGCCAAUCUUGCAACUUCUUCUAGUAAACCUGGAUCUAUAGUGAAGAUACCUAAAAACCAAGAGAUUUUAAGUGUGAAAAAUUUUGAAAAUGUACUUGUCCCAACGUUAACUACCGAUUUGAAACCUUCCGGAGAUUACAGUGAUAUUAUUAGUAUUUUCAAAUACAAAGAAACUUAUGAAACUGUUGGAGGUAUGAAUUCACCUAAAAAAUUAAUUUGCAUCGGUAUGGAUGGAAUAGAAAGAUAUCAGUUAAUAAAGGGAAAAGACGAUUUAAGACAGGAUGCUGUUAUGCAACAAGUUUUUAACGUAAUGAAUAUAUUAUUAAAAACUUGCAAAGAAACUAAACGUAGGAAACUGAUGAUAAGGACCUACAAGGUUGUACCACUAACACAGAGAUCUGGAAUUUUAGAGUGGUGCGAUAACACAAUUCCCAUUAUGACUAUAUUAACGGGUUCGAAUAGUGUUUGCGGGCUGCAAAAGAAAUAUUAUCCGAGGGAUUACACAGCAAGCUAUUGCAGGGAGAAAUUGGCAGCUGUAGAAAAAUCAUCAACGGAAGUGAAAUUAAAAGUCUUCACCAAUUGCUGUACUCAUUUGCACCCAGUUAUGCAUCAUUUCUUCACCGAAAAGUAUCCGUCGCCCGAAACAUGGUUUGAAAGAAGAUUAGCCUACACGCGCAGUAUAGCAACCACGUCUAUGGCUGGAUAUAUCCUAGGAUUAGGCGACAGACACCUAAACAAUAUUUUAAUCGACCAAUCAACAGCUGAAGUUAUUCAUAUAGACUUUGGUAUAGCAUUCGAGCAGGGAAAAGUAUUGCCUAUACCGGAAACAAUUCCCUUUCGACUGACACAAAAUAUAGAAGCGGCGAUGGGUGUGUCCGGUAUCGAAGGUACAAUGAGACAUUGCAGUGAAAAGACUUUAAACGUGUUAAGAGACCAAAAACAAGUAAUUAUAACGCUUCUACAAGUACUAUUGUACGAUCCAUUGUUCACGUGGACCGUCACACCGGCCAGAGCACAUAAUAUUCAAUGUGGGAAUUCCGUGGGAUCACUAGAAAUCAACCAAUGUUCUACAGUGACAAAUAAAACAGCAGAAAAGGCUCUAUUAAGGAUAGAACAGAAGCUUCAAGGCACAGAAGAAGGUUUGGCUUCCAGCGUUUCUGGCCAAGUUGAAAGGCUCAUUCAACAAGCUCGGGAUCCUCUAAAUCUCUGCCGACUAUACUGUGGAUGGCAGCCUUAUCUGUAAUAAAUCGAUUUCGAUGAAAGGCCAUUCGCCAUUUAAAAGUUAAUUACGAUGAAUGGAAACUAAAAGUAAGAAUUUUUUAGAAUUUUAAUUUUCUUUUUAUACGAAUUUACAGUUUAGACGAUAUUAACAGAUUUAGAUUACUUAAAAAUGUAAAUAUAGCUAGUUCAUACGUUCGUCUGUUAGGGUUACGAUUAUUAGAAUAAUCCAACAUUCAAACUUUUGGGAAAUAAUUGGUUUGAAAAGUAAGAUAAUUAUAAAAAUAUUAACUAUUAGGCUUAUGUUUUAUUAGUCUCUUUUUUUAAAGUCGUAACUCUGGGUAUAUUGUUAAUUUUUUUCAUUAUUAUCCAAUCUUGAUAUUUGGAAUUGUUUGAAUUAUUCUAUUACUGGUUCGAAUAUUUGUAGCUUUUCUUAAAAAAG
Molecule: messenger RNA, 8967 nt
Organism: Colletes gigas
Lineage: Eukaryota; Metazoa; Arthropoda; Insecta; Hymenoptera; Colletidae
Gene: tefu
Product: serine-protein kinase ATM
Exons: 18
Coding region: 49-8550 (2833 amino acids)
Biological process (GO): DNA repair
Molecular function (GO): protein binding; protein serine/threonine kinase activity
Source: RefSeq, a predicted model, not a curated record